AUGCGAGAGUUAAAUUAUAAAUUUUUUGUGUGAAAUUAAACAUAGAAUUUUCAGUUUAUUUAAAAUAAAACAUUAAUAUUAAGAAGCUACAUAAAAAAAAUACUAUUAAUCAAAAUAAUUUAUAAUUAAAAUAUUUAAAUGACAUGUUAAAAAAAAUCCUCUCUCAAAGAAAAGUUCUAUCCAAAUUUAAUAGUAAUUUGCACACACAAAUUCUUUUAUUGAUUUUUAUGAAAAACAUGUUUUAAACGCGAGCCUAAUUUCUUGGGUUCAACUUAAUAAUCUAUAAAUUGAAGCUCCAUUCAGUGCUCCUCUAUCAUCUACACAUCAAAUUAAAUAAAAUAAAAAUAAAAAUGAAGAAGUUUGUCUUGCUAAUAUCACUUGUCCAUCUUCUUCUUGCAUUUUCCUCUGCUAGAACAACACCGAAUCAACUCUUGCAGGCCGUGCGUGACACUAAUGGUGAUAUUCUGAGAACAGAUGCCAGGUACUUUGUUGUCGAGGAUCCAACACUCAAAGCUGGCGGCGGAGUAACACGAGGCCCGUGCUUGAGAUUUCUACAUGCUAACUUCGUGUGUCCAUUGCAGGUGGUGCAGUCCCCGCUAGAUGCUGACAAAGGCGUGCCAGUCUUUUUCAAACCUAAGGCACCCAAGCAAGUAGAAAUUACUGAAUCCAUUCCUCUUAACAUCAGGUUCUACAAUCCAACUACAAUUUGUAACAACACAGUGUGGGAAGUGGAAGGUUAUCCAGGAACUUUUGAGAGCCCAGCCUUCUUGUCAACUAACGGGGUGACUGGAAAUCCUUCCACCUGGUUUCAGAUUAAGAAAUUCAAUGAAGAAUUAAAUGUGUACAUGUUUGUGUUUUGUCCUACUAAAGAGACUUGCAGUGAAAUCGUCAUCAAUUAUUUCGACGGACAAAGGCGUUUGACUGCGAGACUCGGCUCUAGAUUCCCAGUUGUGUUCAUCAAGGAUACUCGCUACGGAAUAAAUUCGAUUAUAUGAUUAAUUUGGUUGGACUCAAAAAUAUGAAUACUAAAAUGUACCAACUUGUAUUGUCUAAAUAAUGGUACACAUGCGUAUAUAGAGUGUGCAUCCACGUCCAAGUAUAAGAAAUGUGUUUCCUCCCUAAUAAUAAUGUAUUGGUACAUUAAUGGAUCUAUUCCCUCUCCUUUUUUCUGUUCCUUCUCUUCAUAUUAUUUAUGGCAAAGUUCGGAUUAGAGUAACUUUGUCACAGUAAUGUUCUUAUAUUGUGUUGUGACAAACUACUACAGUAAAAUAAACAUUGAGACUUCCACCCCAAUUCAAAUACAAUAAAAUUCAGAUCUAGUUGAACCAAAAUACAAUACAUUAACACACAUGUGCCAUUGAUUACGACACUAUUCCUCGAGCUUUUAGAUCUUCUU
Lycium barbarum (goji berry) is the source of this 1396-nucleotide messenger RNA. RefSeq names its product miraculin-like. The record is from RefSeq and is a predicted model, not a curated record. Lineage: Eukaryota; Viridiplantae; Streptophyta; Magnoliopsida; Solanales; Solanaceae. Bases 351 to 995 code for a protein of 214 amino acids. The transcript has 3 exons. Gene Ontology annotation, molecular function: endopeptidase inhibitor activity.